GUAACCCGAUUCGGCGUCGAGAUCCACGGAGUCGUUGAGAAAUACUGUGACUCCAUUAAAAAACCUACUCGAGGGUUGAUGGCGAAGUCAAAGAAUAAAAGACAACACAGGCGACUCAGGGAAGGGAGACGUCCGUAAUCGAAGCAUACUUCGGAAUUCCAGACCGGAGGAAUCCUACGCCAGUCGAUUUUCGGUAGUCUUUGUUCGAUUUCAGUAAGAGCUCCGCAACCAGUCGUAGCUGAUCGGGAUUUCUGCCUUCCUCUGGUGAAGCACCAUGGUAGGAUUUAAGAAUAGAUAUAUGGUGAUGGAGGUUUUCCUGGAUCCCAAUAAAGAUCUUUCGGCGGAUGACCCAAUUAUAAUCACUCAAUUCAAUUUAUCGAAAGCCGUCAAAGAUAGCAUUCUCUCAAACUUUGGGGAAUGUGGUCUAGCAUCGUCGACAAACUCAUUCCAAGUGAAGUAUGUGAAUCCACUUACAAAACUCUGUAUAUUCCGAACUUCAAAGGAGGAUUACCAGAAAGUAUGGGCAGCCGUUACCUUGGUUAGGACUAUUGGAAACUGUCCUGUGGUGUUCAACCUUCUUGACCUUAGUGGAAGCAUCAAGGCUUGCAAAACUGCUGCGUUGAAGUGUGAUGAGAUGAAAUUCGAACAAUAUAAAUUAUCAGCCGCAGAUCGCCUCCCUGCUGAUGCCCACCAAAGAAUGCAAAACUUUCUUGAGAAGAUAAAACACUUGGAGCAUUAAAACCAAAUGGAUCGAAGAAUUUAAGCAGCCUCUGUUUCGUAGCAUCUUCUCACACAGGAGCCGGGCUUUUGCCAAACAGAUGGAUAUUUUGCGGAUCAAACAGCGCAGAAUCAUACUGGUAAGUGCUCCGUUAGUCAAGAUUAAUUUCUUUAAAUCCCUUGUCACUACGCUUACAAAAAUGUUAUCUUUCCAAGCACAUGAUACCCUAAAUUGCCCUCUCUUUGUUGUCUCCUCGGACAAAACACAAGAUCCGAGUAUUGCCUUAAAUCCGUUAAUGGAAGGCUUCUUCUCCAUCGGACAAAAAUCUUGUAGUGAGGCGAUUUCGAAGAAUUAAACACUAAAUCGACCCCCAAAAAUUUUGCUGUGUAUUCGACUGCCAGUAAGGUUAAUAGGCUUCGGUUGUUGGAAUUUUGUUAACGUAUCGACUCUUUUCGGGGUUGAUCUGAUUAGAGCAUUAGCAGGCCAUUGCAUCGUACCAAUUUGAAUCUGAGUAGAGAUAUUAUUGCAGGCAACAGCCAGACGAGUUCUGUCGAGCGAAACUUUGGUAAUUCAUAUAUGUAUGUUUUAGUGGUUUUUGGAAUAGAACAGAUGUUUUAAGUGAUUUAUGAUUGUUUAAGGAUUCUUUUUUUAUGUUUA
Molecule: messenger RNA, 1375 nt
Organism: Andrographis paniculata
Lineage: Eukaryota; Viridiplantae; Streptophyta; Magnoliopsida; Lamiales; Acanthaceae
Product: probable ribonuclease P/MRP protein subunit POP5
Exons: 5
Coding region: 275-739 (154 amino acids)
Biological process (GO): tRNA 5'-leader removal
Cellular component (GO): ribonuclease P complex
Source: RefSeq, a predicted model, not a curated record